CUAUAGGAUCCAACUUUUUAAGUUUUAAAUAAACGGAAAUUUUGUAUAAUAUUGAAAAGUGGUAUCUUCUGUGAUGCCGACAUUCAGUGAAAGGAAAACAGACCUGCAUAGAUACUGGAUCAUGUCUACGGUGCAGUGCGGUGCAGAACGCUGGUCUCGGGUACUGCUUCUACACCUCUUCAGUCAUCCUCUGCUGUGCAGACACGCAGUCAUCGUGUCGGGACAUCAACCACAGCAUCAACAUAACAAACUACAACAUCAACAUCAUCAACUACAGCAGGAGUCUGACGAGCAAAAAUGUUGCAUCGUGGAUGGAGCAGCGUACAGGAUACCCAUGCGCGUGAUGAGUCCAGCGUGCGCAUACGAUGCUCUGUGUGAUGACGUCAUUUAUUCAGAAAGCUCACCACCCUUCGGCCUGGUGGCGUUUGUGGUGGUGGUGAGCCUGAUCAUCAGUGUGAUGGUGGUGUGGUUGCCCCGGCUGGUUAUAUACAGAACUAAAAACCGACUCCUUGCGAAAAUUCAGAAACACUGUCGUCGAGCGUUGCUAUGUCACAUUAAUUAUGUAAAAUAA
This is a messenger RNA of Hyalella azteca, 571 nucleotides long. RefSeq lists its product as uncharacterized. Lineage: Eukaryota; Metazoa; Arthropoda; Malacostraca; Amphipoda; Hyalellidae. The transcript is spliced from 4 exons. The coding region runs from base 74 to 571 and encodes 165 amino acids. The record is from RefSeq and is a predicted model, not a curated record.